CUUUCCGGAAGUGCCCGGCUGGCUGACGGAGAAGGGGUUUGCCUGAACGCGGCCAGGAGAGGGUUGUGGUGCUGGAGCUUGGGUGACGGCUGGAGGAGCGACUCGGGGUUGAGGUGGGCUUCAGGAGAGAGCUGGGCGGCGGGAUGAUGGAAGAGGAGGAACUGGAGUUCGUAGAGGAGCUGGAAGCCGUGCUGCAGCUCACGCCUGACGUGCAGCUCGCCAUCGAGCAGGUGUUUCCAAGCCAGGAUCCUCUAGAUCGAGCAGAUUUCAAUGCUGUGGAGUAUAUCAAUACCCUGUUCCCAACAGAACAAUCUCUGGCAAACAUAGAUGAAGUCGUGAACAAAAUUAGACUGAAAAUAAGGAGACUGGAUGACAAUAUUCGAACUGUUGUAAGAGGUCAAACAAAUGUGGGGCAGGAUGGCAGGCAAGCACUUGAAGAGGCCCAGAAAGCUAUUCAGCAACUCUUCGGCAAAAUCAAAGAUAUCAAAGACAAAGCAGAAAAAUCAGAGCAAAUGGUUAAAGAAAUCACCCGCGAUAUUAAGCAGCUAGAUCAUGCCAAACGCCACCUGACCACCUCAAUCACAACGCUGAACCACCUGCACAUGUUAGCAGGUGGCGUGGAUUCCCUCGAAGCCAUGACCAGGCGAAGACAGUAUGGAGAAGUUGCUAACCUUCUUCAGGGUGUGAUGAAUGUUCUGGAGCACUUCCACAAGUAUAUGGGAAUUCCACAGAUCCGGCAGCUUUCUGAAAGAGUGAAAGCUGCCCAGACUGAGUUAGGACAGCAAAUCCUCGCUGAUUUUGAAGAAGCAUUUCCUUCCCAGGGCACCAAGAGGCCAGGAGGACCCAGCAAUGUCCUACGAGAUGCAUGUCUGGUUGCUAAUAUUUUGGAUCCCAGAAUCAAACAGGAAAUCAUCAAAAAGUUUAUUAAACAGCAUCUGUCAGAAUAUCUAGUACUUUUUCAAGAAAACCAAGAUGUUGCCUGGCUGGACAAAAUCGACAGACGCUAUGCCUGGAUAAAACGCCAGCUUGUGGACUAUGAGGAGAAAUAUGGUCGUAUGUUUCCACGUGAGUGGUACAUGACUGAGAGGAUUGCAGUAGAAUUUUGCCAUGUCACAAGGACAGAACUUGCCAAGAUUAUGCGUACCAGAGCUAAGGAAAUUGAAGUGAAAUUGCUUCUUUUUGCUAUUCAAAGAACGACUAACUUUGAAGGGUUUCUUGCCAAACGCUUCUCCGGGUGCACCCUGACAGAUGGAACUCUGCAGAAAAAACUUGAGUCUCCACCCCCAUCCACCAAUCCCUUCCUGGAAGAUGAGCCAGCACCAGAGAUGGAGGAACUGGCAAUAGAGAAAGGAGAUUUAGAUCAGCCAAAGAAGCCGAAAGCCCCAGACAAUCCAUUUCAUGGCAUUGUUUCCAAGUGUUUCGAGCCUCAUCUCUACGUGUAUAUUGAGUCCCAGGACAAAAACCUUGGAGAGCUGAUUGACCGGUUUGUGGCCGAUUUCAAAGCCCAGGGGCCACCUAAGCCCAACACUGACGAAGGGGGUGCCGUGCUCCCCAGCUGUGCUGACCUCUUUGUCUACUACAAGAAGUGCAUGGUGCAGUGCUCUCAGCUCAGUACUGGGGAGCCAAUGAUCGCCCUGACCACCAUUUUCCAGAAGUACCUCCGAGAAUAUGCCUGGAAAAUCCUCUCUGGCAAUCUACCCAAAACCACAAGCAGCAGUGGAGGCCUGACCAUCAGCAGCCUCCUCAAGGAAAAGGAAGGCUCAGAAGUAGCCAAGUUCACUCUAGAGGAGCUCUGCCUCAUCUGCAGCAUCCUAAGCACAGCAGAGUACUGUCUGGCCACCACCCAGCAGCUAGAAGAAAAACUCAAGGAAAAAGUUGAUGUAAGUCUGAUUGAACGAAUCAAUCUGACUGGAGAAAUGGAUACGUUCAGCACUGUCAUCUCUAGCAGCAUCCAGUUGUUGGUUCAAGAUCUGGAUGCUGCCUGCGAUCCUGCCCUGACUGCCAUGAGCAAGAUGCAGUGGCAGAAUGUGGAGCACGUUGGUGACCAGAGCCCUUAUGUCACCUCUGUCAUUCUUCACAUUAAGCAGAAUGUCCCUAUUAUCCGUGACAACCUGGCUUCCACACGGAAAUAUUUCACUCAGUUCUGCAUUAAAUUUGCAAACUCCUUCAUUCCCAAGUUCAUCACCCACCUCUUCAAGUGCAAGCCAAUUAGCAUGGUGGGAGCAGAACAGCUGUUGCUGGACACCCAUUCCUUGAAGAUGGUCCUGCUCGAUCUACCUUCCAUUGGCUCACAGGUGGUGAGGAAAGCACCUGCCAGUUACACUAAGAUUGUUGUGAAAGGCAUGACUCGGGCGGAAAUGAUACUCAAGGUAGUGAUGGCCCCUCACGAACCAUUGGUGGUGUUUGUUGACAACUAUAUCAAACUCCUUACGGACUGCAACACAGAAACCUUCCAGAAGAUACUGGACAUGAAGGGGCUGAAGAGAAGCGAGCAGAGCAGCAUGCUGGAACUCUUGCGCCAGAGGCUACCCACCCCGCCUUUGGGGCCAGAAGGCUCCAGCUCACUGUCCCUGCUGGCUCCCACACCGGAACAGGAAUCCUCUCGUAUCCGCAAGCUGGAGAAACUGAUUAAAAAGAGACUGUAGGAGCCUACACGGGGCACUUUUUUCCCCUGGCCCAUGACCCUCAGCACCCCGCUGCCCGGAAGCCCCCCCCCCCCCCGCCCACCUCUCCUGUGCUCACCCUGACUUUCAGAUCAUCAGUCUUAAAACUUCCUGGGACAUUUGGGUUGUUCAUGAGUCUUCCCCAUGACCUGUCAUGAUUCGCAUCCUGAUCAAGAAGCCAAGCAAGGGCAGGGUGAUGAAAAGCCUCCUUAGUUGGUCCCGGAUUCCUGCAGCAGAGGCAGUGGUGGGCGAAAGGGCCCUGCAGUCCACUUGUGUCCCACCACCACCCUUGUCACUGGCCUCACCGCCUCACCUCUGCAGUGACAUCGCCCGGCAUGUGGCCCCGUCUCCCGUGCCUGUGCAGGCAACUUGGGUGAGAAACCCUGGGUCUCCCCCCUUCCAUCUGCCGCUGUUUGAGGUUACCUCUGUAGCCAGGCCCUAAGAUUUGUCCUCCCUGCUCCGUGAGCGUGGCUCUGGGGCCCGAGUUGGCAAAUGGCAGGUGGAGGACAUUGGCCUUGCCUUAUGAAGGCCAUGGAGGCAGGAGCACUCUUCCUUGUAGAUCCAUUUCCUGGUACGUAUUGUCAUGACUGGGGCAGUGCGUUCUUCCCGUUUCCCCCUAACCUGCAGUCCUCUGUAUACAUCCAAGGAGAAAGUCCCACUGUAUCUUUCACCCAGGAAGAUUGUAUGUGCCAGGCCUUGGAAGCAGGUGUCCUCUGUGCCAUAGGGCUCCUUGCUUGGGGGUGGGGGUAGACCCAUAUCUGCACACUCACUGCAUGACGUAAGCAGAUUAUUUUCUCCAUUUCUUUAUUCCCACCCUGCUCCUGACUUCUAGAGGAGGGAUUGCCUUCUGUGAAGAGAAACUAAGAUGUUUUCCUAGAAAAAUUGUCCUAGGCUUUCUCCUCAGAUGAAGUUGUGGGACAGUGCAGGAGGCCUGGGCCCUCUAAUCCCCUUCCUGCCCAUUUAUUUUCAAGCCCAAAUUACUUUCCAGAAUGAUCUGAAACAACAAAGGUGAUGUGAAGUGCCAGAAUGACAUAUGACUUUAUUACUAAUGGGAAAGAACCCAGGUCCAUGGAUACCUUAGGAACAGAAUGUUGACCUUAAACACCUGCUCAGAGCCUGGCCCAGCCCAGAACACACCCCGACCCCUGACCCCUGGCCUGCCCGUCCUGUCCGCUGGCACGCAGCCAGCACAGCUUGGCAGAGAGAACUGCCUCCGUCCUCACAUCAUCCUGCAGCGCGAGAACGGGCAGCAUAGCAGGUAGCUGCCCUGAUUGGCCAGGUUCGCGGGGACCCCGAACCCCAGCUCACCGUGACCACAGCCUUGGGGGGGCCGCUGUUAGUGUGGGCAUUCUUCGGGAAUUCGGAACAAGUUGCUGGCCAGGUGGGGAGAGAGCUAAGGAGGAAGGAGGAGCUCUUUACAGAGAAGGCACGUAACAGGCCUCGGGAUAAAAUUGGGAUAUCAAAUAGCACUCAGAAAUGGGUUUUCAGGAUAGAGGAAGUUUCCUGAAAAUCCAUACAACUUGUGAUAGCCACACAGGAGGACACUUUAAGGUCUGAAAAGCAGACCAGGAACUGAUGAUUUCCCCCCUUCUUGUUCUCCAAUCCCCUUCCCUCUCCGUUAACCUCCUCCCAGACUCUGUCCAUCGCCCCCAGCUUUGAUCCUGAGCCCUGUUUGUUCCUCAGCUUCCAGGCUCCUCUUGCUUGUCCGUGUGACUCUGACAUGCUGAGCAUCUCAAACUCAACAGCGCUGGGAGGAAAGUGCGGCCCUUGGCUGAGCUCUCAAGAAAAGCUUGCUAAAUAGGAAAGGGCAGAUAGGGUGGGGAGGGGAUUGGGCAAGCACGCGGGCAGAGCAGCUGGCAAGACUUCACUUUGCCGGGACAGCCGUCGUCUCACUCCGGUGACGUCCUACCGCCCGCACUAAUGGAGGUUAGCCUCUCUUCCUGCUCUUGAAAGGGGGGCCGAUGGGCCCAUCUGCAAACGUCACAGCCAUUUGGGCCAGCCGUCGUCAACCUGGGGAGCCGGGGAAGCCGGCGGACUCCACCUGGUUCUUGUCCCUCUCGGUGUCUAUAGAUGCACACUUCUCUUUUUGGUUCAUUCCUGAGGAGUCGUCUUCUGGACAUCCCCGUAACGCAUCGAGAUGUGAAGCUGCUGUUUUCUCCCAGUUGGUGGUCACAGCCAGGGAAGUUGCUCUCUUGAUUUAUUACAUUGUCAGGAAUCUCCAAGGAGCUAACAGAUGUCAGUAGGAGUUAUAUGAAAUGUCUCGUUGAUGGGGUCUGAAUGCUGUGUAUGCAUCCUCUAAAGACAGAGCACGUUUCUCAACCGGGGGUACGCAUCAGAAUCACCUGGGGCCCUUUUUACACGUAUAGUUGCCUGGAGAUUCUGAAUCAGUAUGUCUGGAGUGGGGCCAGGUACAGAAGUAAUUACAAUGUUUACCCCUUUGUUAAAAACCACUGCAAUAGAGAGAAAUUUGCUUUAUCACAGUGUUCCUGUAGCACAUUUUCAUAAAUGUAUAUUUAUCCUGGCUCUCUAAGCAAGUGUAAUUCCUGUACAAUUGAGCUGGUACCAACAUGGUAAAGAUUCGUUGCUAAUAUCCAGCAGCUUUAAUUUUAAGCUUGUGUUGAUGAUAGGGAUCAUGUCAGAAUUGUGCUGUCCCUAUACAGACUAGAAUUCUUAAAGUUUUGACGGCCAAGCCCCAAACAGAUUUGUUCUAUUACUGUCACUUCAAAAUAACAUGAAGGAGGACUCACUGGUAAUAACUGUAACAAACAACACUGUUACUCAGCUAAAUUAGAUAUUGUACCCAUUCCUCCCCCCGGCUUUCUCUAA
This is a messenger RNA of Mirounga angustirostris (Northern elephant seal), 5489 nucleotides long. RefSeq names its product VPS53 subunit of GARP complex (gene VPS53). The coding region runs from base 144 to 2645 and encodes 833 amino acids. Gene Ontology annotation, biological process: retrograde transport, endosome to Golgi. Gene Ontology annotation, cellular component: GARP complex. The record is from RefSeq and is a predicted model, not a curated record. The transcript has 22 exons. Lineage: Eukaryota; Metazoa; Chordata; Mammalia; Carnivora; Phocidae.